This is a messenger RNA of Entrophospora candida, 1335 nucleotides long. NCBI's taxonomy places the organism in Eukaryota, Fungi, Glomeromycota, Glomeromycetes, Entrophosporales, Entrophosporaceae. The record is from the annotation of a GenBank genome assembly.
AUGCUCACAUUACCUUCCUUACCAUUUGAAAUUGUGAAUAUGGUUGUUGAAUACAAUAAAGAUGAUUAUGGAGCAUUGUUUUCUUGGCUUCUGGUUAGUAAACUUUGGUACAACAUUAUUAUACCGAUAUUAUGGAAGGAUCCAUGUUACUGUGAUAAGAGCUUUAUGACAAUAAUUAAAUGUUUAAUGGUAGAAGAUCAAGACUUUUUUGUAAAAAAUAAAAUUUGUUAUUAUCAAAAGGUUAGACUAUCAGAUUUGCCACAACCAUUACACAACUAUGCCAGAUUUGCUACCAUAUUGGAUCUUGAAAAAAUAAGAAAAGCCAAACCUGAUAUAUUGAAAGCUAGAGUGGUGGAUUUUCUUUUAAAGUAUACAAGAGUCAGAGUGCUUAAAAUUACCAAAGCAUAUUACAAAGGGCUUGUUGAGCAUAAAGGAUUCAAUACUAUUUUUAAAGAUAUUCAAGAAUUAAGUUGUCAUCUUUAUGAUGAUCCUAUUUUUUUUGAUAGGUUGGCAGUUAUUUGCAGAAAUAUUGAAAGUUUAAAAAUUACAAUUUAUAAUUCGACAUGUGGAUUGGAUGAGAGUUUGGCUCGACUAAUUAAAAAUCAAAAAAAAAUCAAGUCUUUAAUUAUUUGUCCAAGCAACAAAAUAACUUUUUCGGAGGAAUUCCAACAAGCGAUUGCAAUCCAUUCAAAUUCAAUUAUCCAUUAUGAAAGUUCCACAGACAAUAAUAUAGAUAUUCUGAUAGAAUCAUUUCGAAAUUUGAAAUCUUUGAAAUUAAUAAGUCAUAACAAAGAUUCCUAUUCGGCUGUUAAUAAAAUAUCUCGUAUAAAAUUUACCAAUUAUCCAAAUCUUGAAAAAGUGAAUGUUAAAAUUCAUAAAAAAAUUUUUUUAUUGGACAUGGCUGAAUUCAUAAAUACUAAUGGCAGUAAUCUUAAUACAUUGAUAAUUGAUGGUAGAGCAAAGGAUAAAGAAAGUUUAAACGUACUGAUAGAAUCAAUUGCUGAAAAUUGUCAUAAACUGGAGGUUUUGUCUAUUUUCUAUAAUGAUGAACAAGAUGAACAAUUUAUUAAUCUCUUGAAUAAUUGUACAAAAUUAAAAUCAAUUACACUUGACACAGGUAAUCUUCCUAAAAAAAAGAAACCUAAAAUAGCAGCAUACAAUGGGAACAACAUAUUAGCACUUUUAAAUCAAACAUUACCAAAAAGUCUAAAGACUUUGACAUUUAAUAAACCGGCUGAUUUGUCUGAUAAUUCAUUGUGGAUUUUAACUAAUAACUGGAAAGGUCCUAGGCCAUUUAUCAUUAAACGUCAUGGAUCCAAAGACUAUUAUUUGUGA